CAACAUUUCUCACACUGGCGUCUCGUGCAUGACAGUCAUGUAGUCGCGUGGUGCUGAUGUGAGGAACUCCGAUUUUACGCUGUUUGCACGAGCUUUACAGAGCCACGCCGGGUGGAUAUGAUUUUCGCCGACGACGUGGGAGACGUUUAACCUUUACGUCCACCAAAGCGUCGGCGCAUUCAUAUUUUAAAACAUGCGCGAAUGUCUGUGGAGAUAGCAGAAUCGCUGUGUUGCAAGCGGGAAUGAGCUCGUAGAGGGAGGAGCGCUUCGCUCGGCUCGCCGUGAAGGGAGAUGAUGAUGAUGAUGGUGGCAGAGGGAUCUGGAGGAUGCGGCAGACGCGAAUUUCGCCUGUUUUCUGAAAGGUUAAUGGCAACUGGUGGAUGUUAAAGCGAAGGGCGCCGAGGUUCAAGCAGCUGAAAUCGGAAUAUGCAUGUGGCGAGCACUGUGAUCAGCGUGCAUCGAAAUGCAUUGAGUUCCAAGUAAAACUAGGUGGAUAAUGUCAGAGCGGAAAAGGCCGACAGUCAUGGACCAGAGAGGUCAAGGUGUGUGAAGAAUCUAGACAGGGAUGCAAUUAGGAAAAUUAGAGGAUGCAUUUUAAAAUACAUGGACAUGUUUAAUGUGCAUUUUAAUGGCACUAAAUAUUAAUAGUGCACCUCAAUCCUGAAUUCAAAAAAAAAAAAAAAAUCAAAGCAGUUUCUAAUUUGACUUAGACUUCAUAGUACACCGAGCAAUAUGAUGUGCGAAGUGAUGCCAACCAUAAAUGAGGGGGACUCGGUGAGUUCCCAGAGAGGCUCUCAAAACGGCACGGAUGCCGAGUCUAAUUUUGAACAGCUGAUGGUGAAUAUGUUAGAUGAGAGAGAUAAGCUGCUGGAGUCUUUACGGGAGACACAGGAGACCCUCAUCCAGUCGCAGACCAAACUCCAGGAUGUGCUUCACGAGAGAGAUGUGCUUCAGAGACAGCUCAACUCCGCGUUACCGCAGGAGUUUGCUACCCUGACUAAGGAGCUGAAUUUGUGUCGAGAGCAGCUUCUAGAAAAAGAGGAGGAGAUAUCUGAGCUUAAAGCAGAGAGGAAUAAUACCAGGCUUCUUUUGGAGCACUUGGAGUGUCUGGUGUCUCGUCACGAGCGUUCGCUGAGGAUGACUGUGGUGAAGAGGCAGGCUCCUCCGCCAUCCGGGGUGUCUAGUGAGGUAGAAGUGCUCAAAGCUUUGAAAUCCCUCUUUGAGCAUCAUAAGGCCCUGGAUGAAAAAGUGCGUGAAAGGUUACGGGUGGCUCUUGAAAGGGUGACUACAUUAGAAGGACAGCUGGCAACCGCCAGUCAGGAGGUGGUCAUGUUGAGGCAGAGAAAGGAUGGACGAGCAGAUGGGGAUGCUGUGGACAGGAUGGACAGCUCUAAACCUACUUGGAAGAGGCUUCCCAAUGGCUCCAUUGAUGUGCAUGACGACACCAGCAGGUGUCUGGAGCUGCAGGAACUGCUGGAUAAGGCCAAUAAGGAGCUGGCCCAAAACAGAGACCGAAUCAGUGGCCUGACCAAUCGCAUGUCCGAGCUUGAGACGGAGCUGGCUACCGCCCGCAAAGACCUACUGAAGAGCGAAGAGAUGAGCGCCAAACACCAGAGGGACAUACGCGAGGCGAUGGCACAGAAGGAGGACAUGGAGGAGCGAAUCACAACGUUAGAAAAGCGUUACCUGGCCGCCCAGAGAGAAACCACCUCUAUCCAUGACUUGAAUGACAAGCUAGAGAACGAGCUGGCCACCAAGGAUUCACUUUACCGUCAGAGUGAGGAGAAGGUACGACACCUCCAGGAAUUGCUGGAGUUGGCGGAACAGCGGCUACAGCAGACCAUGAGGAAGGCAGAGACUCUGCCUGAGGUGGAGGCUGAACUGGCCCAGAGAGUGGCCGCCCUCACCAAGGCGGAGGAGCGUCAUGGCAACAUCGAGGAGCGUUUGCGCCAACUGGAGGCCCAGCUGGAGGAGAAGAAUCAAGAGCUGGGCAGGGCUCGGCAGAGGGAGAAGAUGAAUGAGGAGCAUAACAAACGUCUGUCUGACACUGUGGACCGUCUCCUCACCGAGUCCAAUGAACGGCUUCAGCUGCACCUGAAGGAGCGCAUGGCUGCGCUGGAGGACAAGAAUGCACUCAUCCAUGAUCUGGAAAAUUCCCAAAAACAACUGGAGGAGUUCCAUCACACCAAGGAAAGGCUCAUUGGGGAGAUUGAAAAGUUACGGGCUGAACUCGAUCAUCUGAAGCGCAGAAGCGGGGCAUUUGGGGACGGAACACAUCCUAGGUCUCAUGUUGGCAGUGCCACAGACCUGCGGUUCUCAGUGGUGGAAGGACAGGGGGAUCAUUACUCCUCCACAGGGGUCAUACGACGGGCUCAGAAAGGUCGACUGGUGGCACUCAGGGAUGAGCCCACGAAGAUCCUGCCGAUGGUGGAGCAGGAUUGGGAUCGCUCUCAGCCUUCCAGCUUGCGGGCCAGCCGUACUCACCUCAUGGGAAGCGACACCGAGCUUUCUGAUUUGGACGAUGAAGACCGUGACACUAUAUUCAGCUCGGCCGAUAUGCUGUCCCCCAGCGGGCACUCAGACGCCCAGACGCUUGCCCUCAUGCUACAAGAACAGCUGGAUGCCAUCAACGAGGAGAUCAGAAUGAUCCAGGUGGAGAGGGAAUCAGCGGAGCUCCGGGCAGAUGAGAUUGAGAGUCGAGUGAACAGCGGCAGUAUGGAUGGCCUCAAUGUGACCCUGCGACCGCGUUCCUCCAUCCCCACCUCCGUCACUGCCCUCUCCCUGGCCAGUUCAUCGCCUCCCGUCAGCGGCCGAUCCACGCCAAAACUGACAUCCGGUUCAGCGGCCCACGAGUUGGGCAUCAUGACCCUGCCUAGUGAUUUAAGGAAACAUCGCAGGAGAGUGGCUUCCCCUGUGGAGGCCAGAGAGGACAAAGCCACCAUCAAGUGCGAGACGUCGCCCCCUUCCUCCCCCCGAAGUCUCAGACUAGACCAAAUGAACUUCGCUCAGCUAACAGGAAGCCUUGAGGAUGGCCGAGGGGGCAACAAAAAGAAGGGCAUAAAGUCCUCCAUCGGCCGUCUCUUUGGCAAGAAGGAGAAAGCGCGUUUAGAUCAGCCUCUGAGCAGGGACGGCCAGAUGACACCACCUGUCAUUCCAGAUUUCGAGAUGAGUAUUGGAGAUACCAUGACCUUGAGCAAACUGGGCACACAGGCAGAGCGAGACCGCAGGAUGAAGAAAAAGCAUGAGCUGCUGGAGGAUGCCAGGAGGAAAGGGCUUCCUUUUGCUCAGUGGGACGGCCCCACUGUGGUCUCCUGGCUCGAGCUGUGGGUGGGCAUGCCAGCUUGGUACGUGGCAGCGUGUCGUGCCAAUGUGAAGAGCGGCGCCAUCAUGUCGGCGCUGUCGGACACGGAGAUUCAGCGAGAGAUCGGCAUCAGUAACCCGCUGCAUCGGUUGAAACUGAGACUAGCCAUCCAAGAAAUGGUGUCACUGACGAGUCCGUCAGCUCCUCUCACCUCACGCACAUCUUCCGGAAAUGUGUGGGUGACUCACGAGGAGAUGGAAAACAUGGCAACCUCCACCAAAAUGGAGAAUGAGGAAGGAAGCUGGGCUCAGACGUUAGCAUAUGGUGACAUGAACCAUGAGUGGAUCGGGAACGAGUGGCUGCCCAGUCUCGGCCUGCCUCAGUACCGAAGCUACUUCAUGGAGUGCUUGGUGGACGCUCGUAUGCUGGACCACCUUACUAAGAAAGACCUGCGGACACAUCUCAAGAUGGUGGACAGCUUCCACCGGGCUAGUUUGCACUAUGGCAUCAUGUGCUUAAAACGGCUGAACUAUGACAGAAAGGAGUUGGAGCGAAGAAGAGAUGAUUUCCAACAUGACAUCAAAGAUACCCUGGUGUGGACCAAUGAUCAUGUGAUGCAGUGGGUUCAGAACAUUGGUCUGAAGGAAUACAGUAAUAACCUGCUGGAAAGCGGCGUGCACGGAGCUCUCAUUGCCUUAGAUGAGACAUUUGACUUCAGCAGCUUGGCCCUCAUUCUACAGAUCCCCAUGCAAAACACCCAGGCUAGGCAGAUUCUGGACAGGGAGUUCAAUAACCUCUUAGCAUUGGGAACGGACCGGCGCCUGGAAGAGUGUGAUGACAAGUCAUUCCGAAGGUCUCCAUCGUGGCGUAAGCGCUUCAGGCCGAGGGAUGGCCAGGGUCUGGGUAUGAUGCCUGGGUCCAUAGAGACUCUUCCCGCUGGCUUCCGGCUCAACACCAUGUCCAUUCCCCACUCCAUGGCUGCUGUGCCCAAGAAACAGCUGCAACCAGAAGCAGCCGGUCCCCCGGCCCCGCAGAGACUAGACCCCUCAGCUGUCAGGACUUACUCCUGCUAACUUGCUUUUACUAAUCACUGCACUCACACUAACAGACAUGACACGACUACAAGAAAUCAAUCAAAAAUCACAGCCAAUCAGAAGAGCGCACUGCACUCACAGCAAAAUGGAUAAGUACAUAAUCAAAUUCAUAAAUAUUACACCAUUUUAACAUUGUUAAAAAUACAUACUGAGUGACUGAUACAAUCUUUGUCAAGGAAUACACUUGUUUGAUUGCAUUAAGUUUAAACAGUUCUGUUUUCUUUAAUUUAUUUUCAAAAUCUGAGGUGAAUUAUCCAUCGUCACUUUCAGUAUGGCUAUAACGGUCAUGCAGAAUGAUAUUCAAACUCACAUUAAAUUCUUUUAACAUUAAAUAAAGCACAUAAUCGGUACCUGAGAUUAUCAUUGUCAUACUUUUUAUGCUGUUGUUCUAGCCACAGCGUCUCAGAAAAAUUAGAAACUGUUUCUAAAAUAGAAUCGUUGAAUAUCGCCGUUGAAGCUGGUUUGGAUAAAAACUAAACUAAAACAUUUUACUGCAUGACGCAGCGUUGCGUCACAUCUGGUUUGGUAAUGAUGCUCAGAUUUUUUGCGUGGCUUUUUUUUUUUUUUGUACAUGAAUGGUCAGUUUCUUUUCAAGUGCUUGAAUUCAAAACAUAAACAAAGCAAAGUAGCGUAAACUUCUAUAAAACAGAAUUGAAUAAAAGUUUAAAAUGAAAGUUCAUAUAAUCCUGUAAACACUCUAGGAACUGACAUUUAUAUAUGAAGUACUGAUUGCAAUGGAUUAUUGCCCUCCAUUAUUUUAUUUCAAUUUUCAUUGUCCUUUCAUUAUGUAUUCAGUGUCAUGGAUUAUAUGAACAUGUGAACUAAUGACCUUUUCUCUCUUUACAUGAUUUAAUCAAGUAUAUAUUUAAUUUGUGUGUUGGGGCAUUAAAAUGUGUCACAUUUUAUAAUUAUGAUUUUAUAAUUAUUAAAUUGUUGAAGUGUUGUUCUGGGUUUGAUUCGCUCAAGUUACGCUCAAUUGUCAGAAUUUGUAGCAUAAUGUUGAAAAACUAUUUCAAAGCAGAAUAAGGAUCCGUUUACACAGAACACUUUUUUUGCUUUUCUCUGCGCUGCAUUUCCAUUGUUUUUCUAUGUAAACAUGCUCUAGGCCCUGUUUACACCUGGUAUUAACAUGCUUUUGGUUGAUCGGAUCACAAGUGGACGACGCUAAAUACAGGUGGUGUAAAGCGUUUUGAGCUUGUCCACUUUCAACCGCUUCCAGAGGUAGUCGAAAACUCAUCCAACCAGAUUGCUUUCGUAGUGUAGACGUGGUUCAUGUGGUCGAACGCAUUCGAACAGCCACAAAAGGCUGCCUACUGUCUGCCUACUGACCACAUGUAAAUAUUAUUGGAAGCACACUAGCCAGAGGAUAUUUAAACUUUGUAGGCUGAAGACCCAAGUUUGGUUUGAAGACGAAAAAACAUACCAAGCACAAUGUUCUCUCACCACUCCUGAUUUCUAACAUGCACUCACAGCGUUCAGCGUCGUCUUGCGGCUGUCAGAGCAUAAACGAAAGCUGCUGCUCUCCGUAUGUUUUUCCGUUGUCUCCGGUCGUGCUAAUAUGCGCAAGCUUAUUUUCUCCAUUAGAUCAAAAGAUUUGAAAAAACCCAUACAUUUACCUGCCCAUAGACCCUCCCCUCGAAGAAAUCAGGACAGAAGUGGUUGAAAGUGGACAAAAGAGACAAAUUAAAACACCAGGUGUAAACGGGUACGUGUCUCCACCGUCUACUUGUGAUCCGAGCGACCAAAAUGCAUCUUAAUUCUAGGUGUAAACAGCGCCCUAGAUGGACAUGUUUGACAUGUUUGACUCAUAUCUUUUGCACCAUCUCGCGGAUAGCAAGCUGUUCUAAGAUGUGGCACUCAAAUUAAAAGACUUUUGAACUUUAAAAAAAGCAGAAUAACUUAUUGGUUAUUCACACAGAAUGCAUUUUUGCUCUCCACUGCGCUGCUUUACCAUUGUGUUUCUAUGUAAAUGUAGGCACAAUGACUACGCAUAUUGACAGUUUGACUGUUACCCUUGCAUCUUUUGUAGCAUCUGCCGCAUUGCACAUAAAAAUUUGUUUUAGAGCAUAAACAUGUUGUUUAACUUUUAAAAAAUGCAUCUCUAGAUUUUGCGUCAUUUUUACAUCUUACAUUUUUAAAUGCAAAAACAUGCUUUGUCUGAAUGGCCCCUAACACACUUAGGGCAGUUCAUCCACAAUAUAUUUUUGCAUUCCACUGUGCUGCUUUUCCAUUUUUUAUAUGUAAACAAACAGACAGACAUGUGACCUUUUAUUUUUAGUUGCGUCUUGCAUAUGAUACAGCAUUCUGAAAAAAAUGGUGUCCAACUUUUAUAUAAAAAAAAAAGGUUCUCUAGACCUUGCGUUUUUUUUUUUUUUUUUUUCACUUCCC
This is a messenger RNA of Ctenopharyngodon idella (grass carp), 6783 nucleotides long. It is a transcript of the gene ppfia4, whose product is annotated as PTPRF interacting protein alpha 4. The transcript is spliced from 30 exons. Bases 733 to 4374 code for a protein of 1213 amino acids. Lineage: Eukaryota; Metazoa; Chordata; Actinopteri; Cypriniformes; Xenocyprididae. The record is from RefSeq and is a predicted model, not a curated record. Gene Ontology annotation, molecular function: protein binding. Gene Ontology annotation, biological process: synapse organization. Gene Ontology annotation, cellular component: presynaptic active zone.